AUGGCGACUUCCGUGUUCGCAGAAGAGCCAUCAAUUCACCUCUAUUGUCCCGUGUGUAAAAACCUCUUCCAGGACCCUGUAAUCAGUGUUGGUUGUGGCCAUACAUUCUGCCGGCUCUGCUCAACAGAUGAGGACUCUUUGGUGCUUUUGGAAGUUUGUCCCGUGGACAAUAAACAGUUAAAAAAUACAUCUGUUUUUGAGAACAGAGCAAUAAAAUCCCAGAUCGAUGAGUUGCUCGUCUACUGUAAGAAUGGAAUCAAACGCUUUAGCUCACGCAAUGAUGAACUCAUCACAGACAGCUGUGGCUGCCCUGAGCUCGUCAAACUGUCCCAGAAGACUGACCAUGAAAAGACGUGCCCUUAUAGCGCUCUUUCUUGCCCCAACAGCCCGGAGUGUGGCGUCCUUCAGCGUCAGUUCCUGGAGGAUCACAUCUUGAGUGUGUGCUCUUUUAUCAAGUGUGAAUUUCACCAGAGAGGUUGUUUGUUUCAUGGAACAUCCCAAGCUGUUGAGCACCACUGCCAGACAUGCCAAUACAAAUCUGUACCAUCAGUAACUACAGAGUCAGAAGGUAUCCAACAGUUUGCUGACGAUGAAAGCCUAAGGAAGCAAGUCCAGACACUGGCCCAAAAAGUGAUGCUCCUCGACAAGAGCCGAGAAGAAAUGAAAGCCAACCUGGACACCUGCACAAGCGCCUUGGCUGACAUGAUGGCGAAGUACAACAGCUUAAGAUUAGCCAUCGACCAACAUGAAACAAAGCUGUCAUCAGCUUCUUUCAAUCGGGCACGGCGGAUCGGGAUGAAAUCCAGAACACCUUCAGAGCGACGUGAUUCUUCCAGCCCAGAGAACACAAUUUCCAGCUUUGAUAACUGGCAGGUACCUUUUGAAUUUAAGUGCAUUGGAACUCUGAGAGGUCAUGAAGGUGCUAUCCACUGCCUAGCAACCAGGGGUCAUAGGUUAUACUCAAGCGGAGCUGACAAGCUCAUCAAAGUGUGGGACAUCGACGCCCUCAGCAAGGGCUGCGUACAGAAUAUUAAAGGACACACCGAUACAGUAAACGCUCUUCUAACUGGUAAGGAAUAUCUCUACAGCGCUGGUGCCGAUCAAUCCUUACGUAUGUGGAAAUACGACACCAUGACAGAGCACAAAUGUGUCAAACAUGCUCAUGACAGUGCUAUUUGUGCUUUGGCAAAGAACAGAAAGUAUCUCUUCUCUUCUGGUCAGUCAACCAUCAAGGUUUGGUUAGUUCACACUUUAGAAUCUGUAACAACGAUACCUGGAUUACAUCAUUGGGUUCGGGCAUUAACCAUAGAACCUUCUCAGGAAAGUCUUUACAGUGGUUCCCACAAUACAGUCUCUAUAUGGGAUGCCACAGGGCAGUUCACACUCAAGAGGAAACUGGAGCAUGAAUACGGGUCCGUCUAUUCCAUUGCAAUCACAUCACAGUAUAUCAUACUAGGUACACGGGGAGAAAAUGAGGACAAGAACAUUAACGAUAGAAAUUCAGGCACGUACAACAGGAACAUGCAAAUCUUUGACGUCAUCACCCAUCAGCAUGUAAAAUGCCUCGGCGGCCAUAUUGGAAUCGUUACUGACCUGGCAACGAGCCCUGCUGGUCAGUUUGUCAUAUCAAGCUCCUAUGACAACACAGUUCAGGUCUGGGACCUGAAGAAUUUUUUGUCCCUCCAAGUUCUCUCCCGACACCAGGGUAGCGUCAAUGUCAUCACCUUGCGUCAUAGUUUACUCUUCACUGGCUCAGAAGACAAAGAAAUCAAGAUAUUUAAAUACUUCUGCCUAAUCACCUACAGUAGCUUUGGCAACCACAUCUUGCCUGGAAAGGAUACGUGAUCAAAUACAAACUGAGAGAGAAGGUUUUUUAAAAGGUUGAUGAAGUAGGAGGAUCAGGCAAUACCAGAAGAAGAACCACUGCAGCUGAAAUGAAGAAAGAGAGGAACAUGAGGUAAGGAGUUUUGGGAGUAUAAUCGAACAUUUCAACAUGUGUAUUCUUACCUCUGAACUGGCCCCCCUGAUUUUAUAGCCAGUCUCACUGUCGCAUUCUGCACUUACAGUCACCAUUCUCAUUCUCCGCCUACUGGGGGUCAGCACCAAAACUCUGCUCUAGCUAUGUCAGCUGAAGAAAUGCCUAGUUGAUGAGAAAUAGGCACUCACAUAAACACAAAUUAUUAAGUGAAAUAUGCUUACAGUAAGCAUGUGUUUUUCGCUUACUUUAAGCAGAGACAUGAAAUUGGGUUUAACGUACGGAGGCCAUAAAGAAAGUCAAAUUGAAGAUAUUUGCGUCUAAUUAAUUUUGUGUGCUUGAUCCUUUUCCAGUGAUUUUAAAGAUACUUUUUAUAGCAGGCAAAUGAGUAAGUUUGUGAUGAACUAAAUUGUUCAGGACCAUACACUCGCCAAAUAAGUCUUGUUUGUUUAUAACUAUGUUAUUUAUCUAUUAAAACUGUUCAAAUUAAUUUCUUAAAAUAUUUAUUUUUGAAUAGAUGCAAAAAUUGCAUGAGAACAAAGACUAAUACAUGUAUAUUGGUGUUACCGUGUCACUGACAAUUGAUAUGUACAGGGUGUGUUUUAUGUUGAGUUUGUCAUUGGUUAAUCACUGGCCAAUGACAGAAACAGUGAUUGUUUAUAUAUCCAAUGAAACACACCCAGCAUACCUUUGAUGUCAUGCUGAAACUUGGGUGGGAUUCGAACCCACAUCUUCCACAUUCUAGACCAGAUGUGAAUUUUAACACAGACAUGGUGUUCUUUCUACUUUAGUCUGAUUUUCGAUGUUUUUUUCCCCUUGGGGAAAACUUUGCAAAAUUGUGCUGAAAUGACCUGGAGACUGGACACUAUUGGUUAUUACUCAAAACAAUUGUUAGCAUACAAACGUACUUGGUAACAAGCAAUGGAGA
Molecule: messenger RNA, 2903 nt
Organism: Asterias rubens (European starfish)
Lineage: Eukaryota; Metazoa; Echinodermata; Asteroidea; Forcipulatida; Asteriidae
Product: E3 ubiquitin-protein ligase TRAF7-like
Exons: 16
Coding region: 1-1845 (614 amino acids)
Biological process (GO): Notch signaling pathway; ribosomal large subunit assembly
Cellular component (GO): nucleolus
Molecular function (GO): zinc ion binding; protein binding
Source: RefSeq, a predicted model, not a curated record